Gossypium raimondii (Peruvian cotton) is the source of this 1290-nucleotide messenger RNA. RefSeq lists its product as uncharacterized. The record is from RefSeq and is a predicted model, not a curated record. The transcript has 2 exons. Lineage: Eukaryota; Viridiplantae; Streptophyta; Magnoliopsida; Malvales; Malvaceae. Bases 1 to 1290 code for a protein of 429 amino acids.
AUGUUUGUAUCGAACCCUAGGGCUAAUCCUUCAGAUCCAAUUAUUCCAGACCUAGAUGAUCCUGUAGAAGUAGCAAGGCUGAGAAUUGAUGACAAUAACGCUCAGGAUAAGUAUAGGAUCCUGGAGGAGAGGAUCAAGGCAGUAGAAGGCGCUGAAGUUUUCUCUGCUUUGAGUGCCAAAGAGCUCAGUUUGGUACCUGAUUUGGUCCUACCCCCAAAAUUUAAGGCACCUGAUUUUGAGAAGUAUGACGGAACAAGAUGUCCAAAGGCGCAUCUGAUCAUGUUUUACCGAAAGAUAACUGGUUAUGUAAACGAUGAUAAAUUGUUGGUGCAUUGCUUUCAAGAUAGUUUGGUUGGCUCAGCCCUUCGAUGGUAUAAUCAACUCAGUAGAGAGAGAAUCCGAUCAUGGAAGGAUUUGGCUUCAGCAUUCUGUGAGCAAUAUAGGCAUGUAUCGGAUAUGGUGCCUGAUCGACUAACUUUACAAAUGAUGGAAAAGAAGCCGACAGAGACUUUUCGGCAAUAUGCACAAAGAUGGAGGGAUAUCUCGGCUCAGGUAGAGCCUCCGUUAACUAAGACAGAGAUAACAGUCCUCUUCAUUAAUACUACCAAAGCGCCAUUUUACGAUAAAUUGGUAGGAAGCGCCACAAAGGACUUUGCGGAUAUUAUAAUAUCCGGGGAACUUAUCGAAAACACCGUCAAGAGUGGGAGAAUGGAAAGCCCCGAGAGUUCAAGAGGCGGUACUGCACCUCCGUCUUACCCUGUUUAUGCUGUGAAUAACCAAAGGCCAUUCACCGUGUUCCCGCCAAACACCAUGCCUGCACAAAGCCAACCCAAAAAUGAACAAAGACCAGCAAGACUCAAUCCUGAAAGACCUCAGUUUACUCGAAUUCCUGUAUCAUAUGGAGAGUUAUACCCGAAGCUGUUGGAAAAACAAUUAAUUUCCCCACAUUACAUGGCACCCCUGAAGCCUCCAUUUCUGAAGUGGUAUGAUCCUAACGCUAAUUGCAUGUAUCACGCUGGAAAUCAGGGGCAUUCUACAGAAAACUGCCUUGUCUUUAAAAGGAGGGUUCAAGGUCUCAUCGAUACUGGUGUUCUGCGAUUCGAUGGUGUUAGCAAUGUGACGAGAAAUCCUCUUCCUAACCAUACUAGUGGCAAUGUAAAUGCGGUGACAAAUGAAGACAAUUGGCGAGCCAAAGUUCAUGUUGCCGAAGUAAGGACACCUUUGCGAAAGGUGUGGGAGAUGAUGAUUGAAAAUGGCUUGCUUUGCCCGCCUAGUAAGAUUCUCAAAUAA